Molecule: messenger RNA, 1053 nt
Organism: Saprolegnia diclina VS20
Lineage: Eukaryota; Oomycota; Saprolegniomycetes; Saprolegniales; Saprolegniaceae
Exons: 2
Coding region: 1-1053 (350 amino acids)
Source: RefSeq, a predicted model, not a curated record
AUGACCAUGAUGGAGGCCAAGCGCGCCAAGACGAACGCAGGACGAUGGCUGCUGCCGCCGGUGAUCCUCCAAGUCAUCCACUACCUCGAUGAAGCCAGCGACGCUCUGGCCAUUCUACAGGCAGUGCCAAGUGACGCUCGUGACGAGGCCCUCGACGCGCUCGUAACGCUCCUCACACAAGACGAGUUCUUGUGGCCAACGGCGGAAGUGGACGUCUUGAUAAAGAUGGACGAGGCGACAGUAAUCACGGCGCUACCAGCAUUUGGCCAUCUCAAGGUCAACGAAAAGGCUGGUGCUGUCGACUUUUGCUGUCGCACGCCGUGUCCGCCAAUGCCCAAUGUCCGCGCGGCCGUCGACUGCGUGCAGGAUCUCCAGCUCAAGUUUGGCCCCUGGGUACCGAGCAUUGUGCACCUUGAUAUUAAUGUCAAGCGCACGCCGCUGGAAAGCCACGCUCUUGAGCGUGAGCUUGCUGCGUGUCCAAAGCUCGAGGGGCUCAACGUCCAAUGGGACGAUGUUGUUGAUCAAACGCAGCUGGACGACGUCAUGGCGGCCGUCGCUGCGUCGUGUCCGCGCCUUGCCUAUCUGCGCCUCUUUUCCAAGACGGAUGCAAACUUGCAGUGCUGCAAACGCCUUCUUCCGUGGCUGUCUCAACCAAAUGCACGCAUCUUCAAGCUCUUCGGAAUCGACUUUGCGUCACCCGCUGCCAAGACCUUGGCACACGCACUUCUCUUGACAACGACGCUCGAAACGAUCAAGCUCGAUGACGCUUCAAACGUCAUCCUCUCGUUUUUGGCCCCGAGCUCCCCGCCGCUGCCCCGCCAACUGCGCAAGCUCGCGUUCAAAUUCGGGUCCACCUCGGUCGAUAUACCGACACUUGCAGCCAAGCUGUCGCCCACGGUCAUCCGUAGUCUGGACGUUCGCUUUGAUGAGACCCGCGACAUCUCGCCCAUCAUGACGACCUUGCCGCGGACGAUGAGAAAGCUCCACCUCGAGACUGUCACGAUGACGGUGUUCCCGACGCUACCAAAGCUCCAGAAACUCGACUUCUCAUAG